AUUGAACGUAAACAAGGCAAACGCUUGAAAACAUACGAAGCGCAUUUAAUUCGAAAAAUUGAAGAAAUAAGCGAAAAAAUCAGGAAAAAAUAGUGAAAUUCGUUAAAAAUAAAUUUUGAAGCCCCGUGAAGAUGGUUGAAAAUUUGGAUAAACUCGAAAUCCGUGAUAUCACGCGAAUCGAACGAAUUGGCGCUCAUUCUCACAUUCGAGGUCUCGGAUUGGAUGAUGUGCUUGAAGCGCGUGCCGUUUCUCAAGGCAUGGUCGGGCAAAAAGAUGCUCGUCGUGCUGCCGGAAUUGUCGUUCAAAUGGUACGCGAAGGAAAAAUCGCAGGUCGUUGCGUUUUACUUGCCGGCGAACCAUCAACCGGCAAAACUGCGAUUGCGGUAGCGAUGGCACAAGCUUUAGGCACGGAAACUCCCUUCACGAGUAUGUCGGGAUCGGAAAUUUAUUCGCUUGAAAUGAGCAAAACGGAGGCACUGUCGCAAGCGCUGCGUAAAAGUAUCGGGAUUCGCAUCAAGGAGGAAACGGAAGUCAUUGAGGGAGAAGUUGUUGAGAUCCAAAUUGAUCGUCCCGCAACAGGAACCGGCCAGAAAAUCGGCAAAGUUACGUUAAAAACGACGGAAAUGGAGACAAGUUACGAUUUGGGCAACAAAAUCAUCGAAUGUUUCAUGAAGGAAAAGGUUCAGGCAGGCGAUGUCAUCACAAUUGACAAAGCUUCGGGCAAAGUUAGCAAGUUGGGACGGAGUUUUACGCGAGCUCGUGAUUACGACGCUACCGGAGCACAAACCCGUUUCGUUCAAUGUCCCGACGGGGAGUUGCAAAAACGCAAAGAAGUCGUUCAUACAGUGACUUUGCACGAAAUUGACGUCAUAAACUCCCGCACACACGGCUUCCUCGCGUUAUUUUCGGGCGACACGGGCGAAAUUAAGCAAGAAGUUCGCGAUCAAAUCAAUAACAAAGUCUUGGAAUGGCGCGAAGAGGGAAAAGCUGAGAUAAAUCCGGGCGUUUUGUUCCUUGACGAAGCUCAUAUGCUCGACAUCGAGUGUUUCUCGUACUUGAAUCGCGCUUUGGAAUCGGAUAUGGCUCCCGUUGUCAUCAUGGCAACAAAUCGGGGCAUCACUCGUAUUCGUGGCACGAACUAUCGCAGUCCUCAUGGCAUUCCAAUCGAUUUACUCGAUCGCAUGAUAAUCAUUCGCACAGUUCCCUACACCGAAAAAGAAGUGAAAGAAAUUUUGAAGAUUCGUUGCGAAGAAGAAGAUUGUCAAAUGCACGAAAAUGCGUUGACUAUUCUCACUAAAAUUGGUAUCGAAACAAGUUUGCGGUAUGCCAUCCAACUUAUCACGACGAGUAAUUUGGUAGCGAAGCGUCGUAAGGCAACGGAAGUUUUGAUGGAAGACGUGAAGAAGGUUUUUAAUCUCUUUUUGGAUGAAAAUCGUUCGAGCAACAUCAUGAAGGAGCAUCAAGAUGCGUAUUUGUUCAACGAAAUUAACGAUUCGAUUCCCAAAGGAGAACAAAUGGAUGUCAACUAAGUAAUUUUAACACUCGAUAUGCUAUGAUGAUAAAUAAAAUUUAUUUCCUUUAA
This is a messenger RNA of Culicoides brevitarsis, 1582 nucleotides long. It is a transcript of the gene rept, whose product is annotated as ruvB-like helicase 2. Gene Ontology annotation, cellular component: NuA4 histone acetyltransferase complex; R2TP complex; Ino80 complex. The record is from RefSeq and is a predicted model, not a curated record. Gene Ontology annotation, molecular function: ATP hydrolysis activity; DNA helicase activity; ATP binding. Gene Ontology annotation, biological process: regulation of transcription by RNA polymerase II; chromatin remodeling; box C/D snoRNP assembly. NCBI's taxonomy places the organism in Eukaryota, Metazoa, Arthropoda, Insecta, Diptera, Ceratopogonidae.